Nematolebias whitei (Rio pearlfish) is the source of this 897-nucleotide messenger RNA. It is a transcript of the gene il12b2, whose product is annotated as interleukin-12 subunit beta. Bases 1 to 897 code for a protein of 298 amino acids. Gene Ontology annotation, molecular function: protein binding. The record is from RefSeq and is a predicted model, not a curated record. The transcript is spliced from 6 exons. Lineage: Eukaryota; Metazoa; Chordata; Actinopteri; Cyprinodontiformes; Rivulidae.
AUGACUUCAUCAUUGUGGAUAACUGGCCUUCUGUUGAUCAGUCUAACUGGAGCACAUGGACUCAGCAACUUCCCAGAAAACUUUGUGGUUGCUAAAAGGAGCGACACAAACCCGGUCACGCUGACCUGCACAACGGCCAGCAACGAGCCUGUCACGUGGAAGCUGGAUGGCAAGGAUGUCAAUUCUGAGGACGACGUUGAGAAGGAUGGAAACAACCUGAUUGUGCCCGAGGUAGAUUUGCCCAUGCUGGGAGAAUACAGCUGCUGGAGAGGUGGGGAGAAGUUAUCAUCAACCCAUCUGCUGCUGGAGGCUGAGGAAGAUGAGGACAUAGAUUCUUUCCUCAAAUGCCGUGCAAAGUCUUAUGAUUGUAACUUCACCUGUAGCUGGACCAACAGUGGAUACACAGCUGUGCGCCUUGGACUUGCCCGAGAAUGCACCAAAGGUCAGGAGUCGUGUAACUGGGUGAGCAGCAGUGACCAUCUCCAGAGCGGGGGCCUCCAGUUUGUCCUGUCCCACACCCUCUCACCAUACGCAGAAGAAAGCUCCAUGCUGGAGGUCACUGCCGAGGCCACCAACAACUUGUUCUUCCUCAGGAGAACCAAGCUGUUUUACCUCCGAGACAUCGUUGUCCCUGACAGUCCCCACAUUGUCCGGUGCCAGGAAGUGGAUCAGGAGCUGAACGUGACCAUCAACCCCCCCUCCAGCUGGUCCACUCCUCACAGCUUCUUCAGCCUGGAGCACGAGAUCGAGUACAUGUUCAGGGAUGACGGCAGCAAACAGCGGUCUUUGUCCACUCGGAUCCCAAGGAGGAUCAGCAAGCUGAGGGUUCGCUCCAGGGACUCGCUGGUCCUCUCCCCCUGGAGUCAGUGGACUCCGUGGAAAAAUGUAACCCACUGA